AUGACAGACAGAGUAGCGUUUACGGUUCCCCAAACAGAUCUGGGCUCCAAUCCCAGCUCAGCUACUGGUUAUGUAACCUUGGCAAAUCAGGAUCUUUCUGAACCUGAGUGCUUUGAUUUAGCUGCCGACAGCAAGACGUCUUCAGGAAAUGCUGACACUGGGCACCCUGCUCCCAGCUUCAAAGCUCCAGCUGUUGUGCCAGAUGGUCAGUUCAAAGGUAUCAGCCUCUCUGACCACAGAGGAAAAUACGUGGUGCUCUUUCACCUUCUUGACAUUACCUCUGUUUGCCCCACAGAAAUCAUUGCUUUCAGUGAUAGGGUGGAAAAAUUUAAGAAACUCAACUGCCAAGUGAUUGGUGCUUCUGUGGGUUCUCACUUGUGUCACGGGGCAUGGAUCAACACACCCAGGAAAGAAGGAGGACUGGGACCCACGAACAUUCCCUUGGCGUCAGACCCCUCACGCACCAUUGCUCGGGACUAUGGGGGCCUAAAGGCUGAAAGCAUCUCAUUCGUGGGCCUCUUUGUCAUUGAUGAAAAAGGUAUCCUCCGCCAGAUCACCUUAAACGACCUUACUAUCAUCCGCUCGGUGGACGAGACUCUGAGAGUAGUUCAGGCUUUCCAGUUCACUGACAAACAUGGGGAAGUGUGCCCAGCUGGCUGGACAGCUGGCAGUGAUACCAUGAAGCCUGACGCCCACAAGAGCAAAGAAUGUUUCUCUAAGCAGAAGUGA
Phyllostomus hastatus (greater spear-nosed bat) is the source of this 729-nucleotide messenger RNA. RefSeq names its product peroxiredoxin-1-like. NCBI's taxonomy places the organism in Eukaryota, Metazoa, Chordata, Mammalia, Chiroptera, Phyllostomidae. Bases 1 to 729 code for a protein of 242 amino acids. Gene Ontology annotation, biological process: leukocyte activation; removal of superoxide radicals; cellular response to stress. The transcript is spliced from 2 exons. Gene Ontology annotation, cellular component: cytosol. The record is from RefSeq and is a predicted model, not a curated record. Gene Ontology annotation, molecular function: thioredoxin peroxidase activity.